Musca vetustissima is the source of this 6582-nucleotide messenger RNA. RefSeq names its product dentin sialophosphoprotein (gene Su(var)2-HP2). Lineage: Eukaryota; Metazoa; Arthropoda; Insecta; Diptera; Muscidae. The record is from RefSeq and is a predicted model, not a curated record. The transcript is spliced from 6 exons. Bases 1 to 6582 code for a protein of 2193 amino acids.
AUGGCAAAUCACGAGAUCAUUAAAAAUCUAAUGAAGAAGGAGGGGAAACCAAAACUGUUGCAACUCAUAAAUGAACAGGAAAGCAUACUUAAAGAAAGCAAAAUAAAAUCUAAAGAUACGGCAACAGUGCCAGCUCGCAAUUCUGAAGAUGUAGAGUCUUCCGAAUCUCAAGAUUCUUAUUUGUCAGUUGUGAAUGAAAUGCUAGAAGAGUCGUAUGCCGAAGCGAUGAAGAAUAAUAAAAAUGAAACAUUGGCAAAUCAAGAGGUUGGUGCCGAAAUGGAAAUUUCUGUAGAAGACAUUACUGAAGCAACAAAUGCUGAAGAUAAGUCCAGUGGAGAGACAAAGUACGACUCAAAUGAAAAAUCGGAGGAUAAAGUAGGAGAAUGUAAAGAAAAACAGCAAGCAACUGGGUUCAAACAACAAUCCAACAUUACUGAAGCAACAAAUGCUGAAGAUAAGUCCAGUGGAGAGACAAAGUACGACUCAAAUGAAAAAUCGGAGGAUAAAGUAGGAGAAUGUAAAGAAAAACAGCAAGCAACUGGGUUCAAACAACAAUCCAACGUGUCAGAUGCAGACAAAUCUAAUGCAACGUCACCAGCCUUGGAAAAAAGUAGACCAGGCAGUCACGAGAGGAUACCAAUUAUAUCUAUUGGUAUAAAAACGAUAUCCCACAAAGAAAAAUCAGGUAACAAAUCAAUGUCUGAAAUUAAAAAUCGUGAUUUCGACAAAGAAUACUCUCCGGAUGAGAGGGAAUUUCAAGGAUUUGCUGAAGAUAUUAUUAAAACAACCGUCGAAUCUAACGAACAACAAAUGUCGACAUUUCCCAAACCAUUGGAAGCACAGAAGACAUUACUAGAAACGAAGGACAAAAGAAAGGAAAUAUUACGAAAAGAAAUCAAUCUUACUGAUGCCAAUAAAAGGACACAGUCUACAACAACAACAAAAGAACAAAGUAAAGGCAUUAUCAGAAAUCCGUUUGUACAUAGAAAAGUUAACAAUGAAUCGACAACAGUUGGCUCUAGGAAACGUGAUGCUGAUGAUGAUAAAAUCAAAGGCACUUCUAUUGCCGCCAAUAGGAACAUCAAGGAAAAACUACAAGUACAAAAGAACACAGAAUCUACUGAAGAAACAAGUCAAGGACAAAAAGAAUUGGUUCUGAAACAAGAUAGAUUUGCUCCGAGAUCAAAAGCUGAAAUAAAAACGGACUCAUCGAAGACAAGUCCGAAAGCUGAAAAGGUUCCCAAGAUCUUCAGUGGUGAAUCAGAAAAUACUACUUCCAAAUCAAAUGAAAAAUCGGGAUCAUCUGAGCAAAGAAAUAACGCAGAUUAUAAAAAAAAUGGGGACGAAAAAAAUGCAACGCAGCGCGAAGAAGGUUGUCAAGUGAAAUCAAAAGUAUCCUCAACCACAGAGAACCGACUGAACGAUGCUGAAACCGACAUUGACAAAGAUGUAUCGCAGAAGUCAUCAGAAGUAAAAAUACUUGAAAAGAAACAUUCUGAUGUUUCCGGAACAUCUGUGCAUGGCAACAAUGCCGUUGAUGUUGAAGCCGUUAGAACAAAAAACAUAAUCGAAAUGACGAAACGACAAACAGGCAAAUAUGAAAAGGCUGUUAUGAGUCCUCACAAUAAGUCGGAGUCGACGAACAAAAUAUCGGACAGCAAUUCAAUUGGAGAUAGUUUCGAAGGUAAUAGACAAAAUCAAUUAGAGUUUAAGUCUAGCCAGACAAGUGAAAAUCAAUGCAGUGCAGAGGAAGGCGGUAAACUUGUUAAUGUCCUGGAAAACAAGGUGGAUGAGUCCAUGAAAAUAAAAACAACACUAUCGUCAAACACGGAAUAUCCUAGUUCCAGCCAUACAAACAAUAAUCAAUGCCAUGCGGAGGAAGACGGCAAACUUAUUAAUGCACAGGAAAACAAACUGAACGAUGAAUCUGUAAAAAUAAGAACAACAACAUUAUCUUUUAAAAAGGAACCAACUAGUUCCAGCAAUACAAACGACAAUAAAGUGGAUGACAAAUCUCCAGUACUGAUUACGAGCUCGGAUAAAAGCGACAAAAAUGACAUAACUAAAGCUCAAGUUAAUAGAGUUGUCGAUUUCGAGUCGAUGUUCUUUGGUGGCAUAGACAAAGAUCAGCAACAAAAUAAAACAAAUGAUCAGGAUAUCCCAAAAGCAUUUAGCCAUGAAGUGGCGGCAGAUCAAGCAGAAAGCAAUUCUGAAGAUCACAAAAAAAGUAUUCGCAAAGUUAAAGGCACGAAAAGAAACCAAAGAUGUAAGAACAAGAGUGGAAAUGGUGAUUUUAAGGCAAAAGAGCUUCAAAUAAAAGGAUCGACAAGAAGCAUGAACAUUUCAACAACUAGCGCUACCAUUUCAAGUGUGGAAGGAAAAUGUGGACAGACAACAGGGAAUUCAAUCACAGCCAGCAAUAAAAAAACUCGAAAAACAAACAUCAGCAAAGACCAAGGUACAACACAAACGAAUUGUAAAAAUGUUGUUACUGACUCAUCUACGACUGGCUCAGUACCUCAAAAUGAUCAGAAUAUGGCUUCCCAGGACACCACACCAGUUGACCAAAGGCCAAUAAUAGAAAAAUCUGUAGAAACUACUGCGAUAAUAAGCGGUUCGCCAAAAAAGAAUAAGGUAUCAACAAUUAAACCCCCGCAGCAUUGUUAUCCAAUAGAUGAGAAAAAGAAUGAAACUGAAGGCGCCAAUUUAAGCUUGAACAUUUCUGACGGAAAUAGUAUUAGUAAGAAGAGCGGAAGUACAUUAGAUCCUGUAGGAGACAGUAAAGCAAUUGAUGAUACAAAGAUAAGGUCAUUGGCUAGAAAGCCGCCUCGCAGAAAUAUUUCUAAUAAGGACAAUGCAAAAACCAAUAACGUUGUAAAAGAUUUGCCAAAGGAAGAAAUUAAAAGUAAUAUGUAUCCACUGCCUCAAAACAAAGAUGAUUCGCCUCGUACAAUGGAGACAAACUUGGAAAAUGCUGAGCAAGUGAGAAUAUUGAGAAAGCGUGCAAUGGAUUCGCCAGUAAAUGUGUCCAAAAAUAUGGAUAUACUGCAUAAAAAACCUUUGUUACAUGUGGAUAUGGAAUGUAAUAAGAAGCGAGUAUUACGUUCCCCUGCGCACCAAUCUGUAGCUGUACCUCCUAAAAGAACUAAAUUAGAUAGAAAUGUUCGAGCCAAAAAUGUGACCGAUAAAUAUUAUGCAACUGGUGCGAUGCCCUCAGAAAGUAAUACGGAUCAGUCUCGCCCAAGAUCGAUCUCCAAACAAAUCAAUGAAUCUGUUAAUCCAGAAGAAAACGCCCAAUUAGAGGUUGCAAACCAAACAGCUCUGCCCGACGCAUGUAUACGUGAUGAUAAUGAAGCGAAAUCAGUUGCAGAAACCCGAUCGAUUUCAAAAGAAGUAAAUAUGACUGUCGAAAAUCUAAUGAAUGUGUCGGUUAAUACAAUGCCAGUCACUAAAGUUUCUCCGACUAAAAAGUCAAUCCAGACAGACAAGAAACGAAUAAGACACUCUUCGAACAAAUGUGACCUGGAUAAUAGUAGCAUUCCUUCAUCGGUAUUGUCGUUUGCUGAAUGGUUAGACAAAAACAAAAAAAUCGAGCCGGCUGAGGAAAAGCGGGUAGAAAAUGUCGUUGAAAAUUGUCGUUCGCGAAAGUCGUUUAAAUCGAAAGGUAUAUCGUACAAGCAUGGCAGUCAUGGUCCAGAAAUUUGCUCCGAAAAGGGGUAUAAAGCCGAAAUGAAACAGCAGAAAGCAGACAUGACAGAAUGUGAAACAAAUAUUCAAACGGAUGGCUUAUCCAAAGCUUCAAGCUCCCGUUCACGUUCUAGAAUGAAACGACGUACUAUUGGAAACACACAGCAAACAUCUAAUAUUAAGCAAAAGAUAGAUGUAGUUCGACCAUCUUCGGCCAGUCCGACAAAAGGUGACAAGCUAAAAAAAAGAACUGAAAUUGAAAAACUGAUAGAAUCGAUGUCGAAGGAAAUGAAGGAUGGCGGAAUCGAGGACUUACUUAACAGAAGCGACCACGUAAAGCGACAAAGGCUGUCUUUAAAAAAAAAUACCUCAACCGAUUUAGUUGCAGCACCAGGACGGACGAAAGCCGACCAGGAAAAUAACAAUAAGACUAAAACAAUCGGCGAUAUUGCGACAAAUCCUUCUGACAAUCGUCCACCAAAGUUUAAGAAACCGAAUGUGCCCAAGAACCAAGACUUAGUUCUAUCUAUCGAAACCGAAAAGGCUCUCAUUGAUGAAAUUGAAAUUAUAAACAUGAAUUCUAACUUCUUGAAGCCACUAAAAUGUGGAUCACCAAUUCAAGUGGCAAAUGGUAACCAAACCCAGUCUUCAAGGCACAUCCAUCUUAAUAAAAGUAACAUAUCGAAGCCUAGUAACAAAACUGUACACUUCAAAGGGUGUCGCAAACUGAAGAUACGAAUUAAUCGAAGUUUCGUAAAUAGGUAUUUGAGAAAUCUUGAAAAGGAAAAGACUGCAGAAUCAUUGCUGCGUACAGAAAAUGAGAAAAACGCAAACAAGAAAGGAACACAAUGCUCCACGCAUCCUGUCCAAAAAGAUAUUCUGUCCGAAAAUCGGGUACCGACAGUCAAUAACAGUGUCAACAUUCCUAAGAUUUCAUCAAAUUGUGAUGUUACGAUAUUGAGUACUAGUGAAAAAAAUAUCGGAUCAUCUAACCACGUUCUGCAACCAGAAAGUGGUAGAGGAGACGCAACGGUUUCAAAAGUUAUACAAAAUGUCGAGUGCCCAAAUGAAGUUAUGAAUGGAAAUAGCAGUGCUCUCUCUGGUGUUCCAGUUGAACUUAAACACGAGUUUUUGGAUGAGACACCCGGUGGAUCGCAGGAAGGCAUACUGCCGGACACCCCAACUCUUAUGGCGCGAUCACAUUCCAUUACGCAAGCGGCAGCCAAUGCUCUGGCAAGCACAAUCAUACCAACGGAUAUACGUCUGUUGACGAAUGACCCUUUGACAUGCAUUCAUGUUCCGUCUUUUGGGGUAACGCCGACUCUAAUUGAUGCAAAGGGGACACGAAUGUACACAUUUUUGCAUCCUGCAAAGUACAGUCGGAAUCAUGGAAAUGUGUUACUUGAUUAUUGCUGUCCCAACUUGGAUGGUCCUAUGCCAGCAAUAGAUCCCACACGAAUACACGCACAAGUGCAAACUCCUGUCGUUGAAUUACCAGAAUUCAUUGUGCUGACGACAAAGGUAGUGACGCGCGCCGAAUUGGAGAGUAACUCCUCUACCAUUCCUGAAGUUAUACGGAAGAAGGCGGAGAAAUUAAGAAGUAGUAUAACAAAUCAAAAUGUCCAAAUUGCUGCAUCGGGUUCAUCGCUUGUAGUGCCAGCCACGGACGGUUUGUUGCUAGAACGCGGUCGGACUAAUCCAAAUCAGCCACAGAUUCCACAACAAACGCUACCAACAGUCAUGCCUUUGAUAAUGAGACCGCCACAUUUAACACCAGCUCCACACUUAUCACCUGCUCUUAACGCACUUACUAAACACUUGCCAUCCACCACAACCAUUACUCCUAAAGUAAGACCAGCACUCCCACCGACAUCACUUUCUAUGUCGUUACCCCAAGCCAAGGUCAAUCCAACAACAUCUAUAUCUGUUGUGCCUAAGGCAUCAGAUUUGUUAAGUGAUAUGCAGCUGGAACUACUGCGGUCGAAUCUAAGGCGUUUUGAUGUAAUACUUAAGAAACUAGCUCAACCAUUUGAUAAACUUAGUUUUAUUGAACGGCACCAAAUCAUUGAGAAUAUUAUAAAAUCAGGCAAAUUUCUCCCCAAGGACCUGGAAUGGAGCAUGGUCUUUAUGGAAGAGUAUUUGAAACAAGUUAAUUCUGUGUCGCAACGCGAAAUAGUAUCAUUAAACAAUACCAAUAUUAGUUGCAAUACAAAGAGUAUUCCGUUGCCGAUCACUCAAAUGACAACAUUGUCAGGCGCGCAAAGCAUGGUAGAGCCAAAAACAUCAGCCUUAAGAACCAAUGCGUCAUGUCCCCAAUUUGAAGUCGGAAUCAAUCAAAAUACUGGUGUGAGAAAACAGCAGUUGUCGUCAACAAAAAACGUCAAAGUGUCGGUGAAUACGUCUAAUAUUAGAAAACGCCAAGUGCCUAUAUAUGAUACGGAGAAAAACAUUAUAGGAUAUCAACUACAAGUCAUAACUCCAACUAACAGUGCGACGUCAUCUUCCAAGGCAAUAGGCAGACGAUCUGAGGGAAUGUUAAUGCCAGAAAUAAGAACUGCUCCUAAACGAGCAGCUCAAGGCUCUCCUCAAAUAUUUUACACAACACCCCCCUUGCAAACAUCCGUACAUCCAGGACACUUAAACCCGACUAGUAGUUCUCAUCAACAUGGUUCUAUUGUAACUACUAUGCGUUCUUCGGGCUCGGCUACCGCAGGCACCGAAACCAUUACAACAACGACAAUGGCAGUGAAACGUGUCACACGUAGUCGGGCUGCGGGUUCAAAAAUCAUUAUAAUGUCCAAAUCGAAUAACAACGAGGAAGCUAUAUUGCCCGACGUUAGCCAUCGCACAGAGAUUAAAAAUGAACAAGAUGAUGCAAAUGAGUUUGCAGGAUGA